Messenger RNA from Prorocentrum cordatum, 3609 nucleotides. Lineage: Eukaryota; Dinophyceae; Prorocentrales; Prorocentraceae. The record is from the annotation of a GenBank genome assembly.
AUGGGCGGUCCACGCGCGCAGCCUCUCCAGCCUCCCACCGCGGACGCAGUGCGCGCCAGGCAGGCCUCGGAAGGUGUUGUCGUGCACCCUUCUCGUCUUCCACUGCUGAACAGGGACGUGUACGGAAUCAUUGGUAACGUUCAGAGGGUGUUGUGCAUGCCCACGGGGCAGAGCGGCGAGUGGUCAGAGGCAGCGUGGCACCGGCUCUUCGACGCUCUUUCGCGCCCCAAGCGCAGGCGCCAGCCGACGCUUCCAGCGCUGCUCGCGCCGCCGGUGGCGCCGCCGCCGCCACCGCCGCCACCGCCGCCAGCGCUGCCGGCGCCCCCGGCGCCCCCACAAGGCAACGAGGCGCCGCAGGGCAACGGCGAGCAGAACAGCGAGGCGAACAGCAGCGAGGACGAGAGCAGCAGCUCGACCACAGACGCCGACCAGGACAAGGAGACCGACGCGCCCCUUGAGGAGGACGAGGGCAAGGACAGCGAGGCGCAGCCAAACACCGACCAGGAGAAGAGCGAGGAGCCAGGAGGCGACGAGGGCAAGGACAGCGAGGCGCAGCCAAACACCGACCAGGAGAAGAGCGACGACAGCGAAGACGAGGAGAGCGAGCAGCCGCCUGAGCACUACAAGGCCCUGAAAGAGCAGCUGGAGGCUUCUCGGGCGCUCGAGCAAGAGCUCCGCCUGGAAAGCUGGCUUCUACGAAACCAGACCGAGGAGCUCGAGGCCGACAAGCAGAAGCUCCAGGAAGAGAACGACCAGCUUCUGGAGAGCCACAAGGAGCUCCCGGAGGCGAACGACACCUUGGAGAGGGAGGUGAAGCGCCUGAAGCUGGAGGCAAUGCCAGACCUCUUCGACGAUAUGGGAGAGGCCGUUUCUGACUACAACUACGUCGUGAACGACCGCGAGCCCGCAGUCGGGGAAGUUCACGAUGGCCAGAUCGAGAUGGCCGACUUCAUGGCCGCGGCGCUCCGCCCCGUAGACGGCGUCCGCACAGUCUGGGCGUUGUUCGAUGUUCAGGAGAACGUCCCGAAACAGGAGUGGUCCGACAUCGUCAGAGCCAUCCAGACGAAGAAUUACGCAGUCGCUUUCCAGCAGCCCCUGCCGGAGAACUGCAAGGUAAAUGCCCUGGCGCAGUGCAAGGCCGACGACACCAUGACCAUCAUCAAGACCAUUCUCUUCGAGUCGCCGGCGCCCGUGUCCGAGGUUCGCGCCGCGUGCGCGGGCGCGGCGAAGGCGCGCGUGCGCCGCCCAGGCCCGUGGAAGGUGAAGAAGGUUGUUCACCGCGUGAUGUGCAGCAUCACAGGCAAGUUCGUGACGUGGACUGCGUUGAAGCCGCGCUCUAAACAAGGUAUUGCUUACAUCAAUAAGCACGCCGAGACAGACGACAGCCAGAACGAGAUGACGUUCUGCAUAUAUGACAACAUCCGCGAAGUGUCUGAUACGCCGAUCAUGGGAUGGCCAGAGGGCAAGGUUCGAUUCAUGGUGAACAACAAGGCGAGAGCAAAGAUGGGCGCAGAAACACAGCAUUUCCACCCCAUGCUCACGAGUGACCUCAAGCCGGUGCUCGCCUACACCAUCGUGACCAUCAUCAUGCCGUUGCUUCUGGAGUUCGGCAUCGUCCUCCUGGGCUGGCCUGGUCUUGGAAAGACGCCAGCGUUCAUCACUCUGGCAAUGGCAAUUGGGAGGUACAGCGUCCGCAACCGCGGCGCUACAGGAAGGCCAGGUUGGCGCCGCGGUAAGCGUUUCGACGUUUUCCGCCACCGCGAGUUCGGCCAGGAGGAAGCGUGCUUUCUCGACGACGCUGAUCUUGGGAGCAUAGAUAUAUCAACCAUCAAGAACUUCCUCGACGUGGCGGAGGACACCACGGCAGACGCGCGCUACAACGAUUGUAAGUUCCGCCAGAAUCAAAUGAGGGGCAUCGCAGACAACGCCGUCAACGAGGAGGACGAGCCUUCACCAGAAGUUGGUCACGAGAUACCGUUCAAUUCGUCUUACAAGAUGAUGCGGACUGCAUUCGCGGGCGCGUCCAAAGCUCACGUCAUGGCUAUCUUGAAGAGGUCCAUCGUGGGUGUUGGCGGCAAGCAUGGCUUUAUCUUGAGGCUGCCUAGCAAGGACGAAGAUGCGCCCGUGUUCCGCUUCACAGACGAUGAUAUCGCAGACGAUUGGCUGCGGGAGGCGAACAAGCCGUUCCUGAACAAAUUCAAAAAGGGCGUCCACACUUUGCCACCAGAUUUCCAGACCCGCAAUGAGCAGGAGCAGAACAUGAUCGACGCGGCCUUCGCGAAGUACAACUUGCACAUGCGGUCGGCUGACUACAUCCGCGACGCGAACGAGGAGCUCAAGAAACACUUCCAACCGAGCCCCGCCGCUAUGUUCGACAACUUCAUUCCUAAUACGUUAGCGUCGGAGGAUCCGACGCGACCCGCUGCGGCGACAGCCAAGCCAGCCGCACCGCAUGGCAUCAAAGUAAGUGAGAACAGGGCGCGCAAGGACAAGUACGGGUUGUCUUACAGCGGAACAGAGCCAACAGGCGCCCAACACAACGUGGGCCUCACUAGGUUGGAGCAGCCCGCCUACGAAACCAUCUUGUCGCUCAGCCAGAAACAGGCCAAGAAGUAUCUCGAGGACGCAGGCGUUCUUCCACAACCUGAUGAUGAACUUGAGUUUGUCUGCUGGUCCUGCAAGAGCCCGAUUGUGAGCUCGGAGGGCGUCUUCCGCUGCCAUGGGAAGGGGUGCAAGAUCAGGCCUCGCGUCUACAGGCCAGAUGUGGCGUUCACCCUGCUCGCGGGCCACGCGAGCUCUGGAUGGGACGUCGACAACGUCAUGUGCUUGCGCACGGCUUAUGCGCUUGGUUGCACGACCCCUAACGGCUCCUGCAUUCACUACGUCCGGCGCGAAGGCGAGAGCGUCAGGUCCACAGAGAACAAGGUGGCCCAGUUCUUCAACAAACACAAGAUUGCGAUGGCAUGCUGGGAAGUACGUCGGGCUCAAUCCACGACGUUCGAGGAUGACGUGGUCGAGCCUGACACGUGCCGCGCUGGCUCGCGGAAGAGAGGCGGCGGCGGCCCAGAGACCAGGGCUGAAGUGGAAGGCCCGUUGAAGAAGGCGCUGGGGAAGGGCACCGCGGUCGCGCCAGACGGCGGUAAGGCCUUCCACGGCGCGGCCGAAGCCGCUGGGCGCCAGGUCUUGAAGGGCGUGAACCACCAGAGGAAAAUCUUCACGCCUGCGUCCAGGUUGUUCAAGUCCAAAUUGGACAGCAAGACCACCCGCAUGCUGAGGGCGCGCACGAAGGGCAAGAAUCCCUCCGUCAGGGAGACCGCGCUCUACUCUACACUAUCAGCGGGUGAUAAUGCAGCAGAAGGUAUCACAGGCCACCUGAAGAACACAAUGCGCAGGCUGGGGAAUGUCGGCCGCAACACCUCACCAGCAACCUGCAAGAAGAACGUCCAAGCCUUGGCGUCGGCGGCCCUGCUCUGCAACGCAGGCUUGAACUCAGUGUUGACCGCGCUGAGCUUGUACAGGAUUGCUUUGUCCCGCGGCGACAUCAAUCUGUCGCCCAAGGACGCCUUUGAUGUCUCGAGCUGCAGCUCGUGGCUGAUCGACUCGCCCUAA